GACAUUGAGAAUUUCAUACACAUCAUUGCAAAUCGAUGCCUGCCUCAUGCUGUAACAUCAUGGGAUGAUGUACCACAACAUGCCUUAAAAAUCGUGGGUACUAAGGCUGCUUGCCAAGAAAUAAUUAGCAGUACAUCGCACAAAAACAAUCUGACCCAACUGUACAAUGCAAAACAUUCCUUGCUACUGAUGAGGUUGAGACUACUCAAGGGGUAUGGGGCCAGGCCAAUGCCAAUGUUCAAUUCCAGCUUGACAAAGCCUGUCUGGAGCCUAAGAGGUUGGUACUAUUUAAGGGACAGGUACUUCGACUGACAUACAACAAUACUGUUGCAACAAAUGAAGUACCUCGUUUCUCUCAAGGUCAACUCUGUAUUAUCAUAGACUUGCCAAGUGAAACUGAACUAUUGCGUUUGAUGCUUGUCCCACCGGGAGUAAGGCAAAUUCAAGAACACAUGCAAAAUAACCAUCCCUGGUCGUUAUUCUCCCUUUCACCAACUCAGGCACCCUUAGUCAUUGUUGGGAAGGGUCAUACUAAAGCACGCCGCAUCCAAUUUCGUGUAACCUACUAUAUUUGUAGCACGGUUCACAAGGCACUUGGGGAGACAUGUCCACAAAUUGCUACUCAGAUUUCAAGUCAACAACGCAAGUACAGACUUUGGGAAAGAGACCAGUUAUUGGUCCUCAUCAGUCGAGUGAAAAAAUUGGAGAACAUAAUAUUUGUGACGCAUGAUCGCAAUGACACUAUCAUGGGCAUAAGGAAACUGCUCCAAAGUACUCCACAAUGGUUACACCACAUCAAAAACAUUCUCUCGGCACUGGACAAUACAACACCAUCAGCCACAAUUCAACAUACUCAUGACCCCUAUCCCCCUACAAUUCGAAUGCAACAGUUACCUGACAGCAGCAUUGGCUUUGUUUACAUGUUGGUGAGCAACAACCAUCGCAACUUUGCCUAUGUUGGUGAAACAGCUUGUAUCCAACGCAGACUCCAACAACACAACACUGGUCAUGGUUCCAAUUUUACGAACAACCCACAACUUCGCCCUUGGGUGUGCUUUGUGCUAGUGUACCGAUUCCCUGAAAAUGGUGACCAUCAGGCAAACAUCACUGCCAGGAAGAGCUUUGAAUAUCAGUGGCACACACUCAAUGCUCAAGAUCACCUUCCAAACACUCGCACCAUCUACACGAAUGGCCUAAUUGUCUUCGAUCGCAUACGUCAACACUACCCUAAUCUAAUUUGGGAGGACUUUGGACACUUCCACCCAUGAACACCUCCAGCAAAUAUAAGUACAGACAUUAUCCCAACAUUUCCUUCCAACAUCAAAAUUAGUAGGUGAGAGGAUGCAUUCCCCGUAUGGGUAAUGCUUCCUCUCACCACCAGAAUCCUUCAACAACACUCAUCCUCCAAGCACAGGACCAUAACACAAAAAUAUCACCAUGCUAGCACAAUACCUUGAAUCAGGGGACCUUGAUGCAGCCAUGGCAAUAUUUAAUCAUCCCACGGUGACUAAUGUGACAUUAUCAGAAAUCUUGACCACCACAUCAGAGAAUACAACAUUGACAGCCCAAGUUCUCUCAGUGAAGAAACCCAAGCCCAAGAAGUUCCAAAAAGAUGGCAACAAAUUUUCCAAACUAGAAAAACAGUAUGACCGGCUUGUUCUCCUCAGAGAACUCACCGAAGGUGACCUCUUCUAUCUCCUCACCGAAACACCUAUGGACACAAGACAACUCUUCAAAAUCCAGAACUAUACUUGGAUUGGAGCAACUGUUGGGUUAUUUGAGGCUGAAUACAACACCAUGCUGAACCAUAUUCCCAUCCUAAAGCUUGACCAACCACUUCUGCCUAUAAUACCUACAGUUAUCUACCACAUCACAAGACCAUUUGUCGCAGAGUACUCAGAUAAACUCAUCCCAAGACCUCUUUACAUCAACCAAGCCACACUCACUGUCACCAAAAGCUAAUGUUAUCAUCGGUUGUGGAGCAGACUUUUGUGACAGCCAACAUAACAUCAACACUCACUGUCCAGCUACCGUCACCCAGGACAUAGCAAAGCGAGUGAUACAAUGCCGCAUUACAUCUAAAGAAGCUAAUAUAACAAACACUCCAUUCACCUCUGCAUCCUUUUCCAAACUCUUCCUCUCAGAACAUGCA
Molecule: messenger RNA, 2152 nt
Organism: Saccoglossus kowalevskii
Lineage: Eukaryota; Metazoa; Hemichordata; Enteropneusta; Harrimaniidae
Source: RefSeq, a predicted model, not a curated record